AUGGGCUCGGCGUCUGCCGGAGGAGAGCAGAGUGUGCGAGUGCAGCAGCAUAGUGUGGAUGUGGAUCAGGAAAUACUGUACAUCACGUGGUCCGAUGGCCACGCCUCCCAGUAUCCCUUGGGUCGGUAUGUGCGCAUCAACCACAGCAUUCCGCAGCGAGACAGCCAUUUCACGGUGCCGCUGGAGCAGGUCCGUCCCUGGUACGAGGCAAUGCCCCUGUUCGUUCGCCUGGCCCAUGAGCAGGCAUGCAGUUUCAAGACCACACCCGGCGAUGUGCUCACAUUCAACAACCUGCGCUUGGUCCACGGUCACACGGGGUACGACGACACGGACCGCAAUGUGCGGCACAUCGUUGGCGCCUUCAUCGACUGGGACAUUGUCUACUCACGCCUGCGUGUCCUCAGGAAUUCCAAGAGCAACUCUUGA
Molecule: messenger RNA, 426 nt
Organism: Drosophila miranda
Lineage: Eukaryota; Metazoa; Arthropoda; Insecta; Diptera; Drosophilidae
Product: gamma-butyrobetaine dioxygenase-like
Exons: 3
Coding region: 1-426 (141 amino acids)
Molecular function (GO): oxidoreductase activity
Source: RefSeq, a predicted model, not a curated record